Messenger RNA from Hypoxylon trugodes, 2259 nucleotides. Its product is annotated as kinase-like protein. Bases 310 to 1830 code for a protein of 506 amino acids. Gene Ontology annotation, molecular function: ATP binding; protein serine/threonine kinase activity. The record is from RefSeq and is a predicted model, not a curated record. Gene Ontology annotation, biological process: protein phosphorylation; mitotic DNA damage checkpoint signaling. NCBI's taxonomy places the organism in Eukaryota, Fungi, Ascomycota, Sordariomycetes, Xylariales, Hypoxylaceae. The transcript has a single exon. Gene Ontology annotation, cellular component: nucleus.
GUACAUAUUUCCAUGUACUUCCUUGUACUUUCUCAUUCCAUGAACAAUAUGAGAAAUGCUCAACGCGAUACUUCCUCUACGUCUUUAAAUUCGAUCCCAAGUUCUUAUUUUCUUUCUCAAGAACUUGCAAUAGCUUGAUCUAUUAUCUGGAAAAGAAUAAUUGAUCAAUCAGUUCCUAUUACCGGUACCUCCCUUCGCGAAACACGCCGAACAAUUACAAAGCAUCGAGCCGGGUUGGCUCUGAUGUGUUUGGGGGCGAGGGUAGAGGUCGGCGACAACUAACAUAAACCUACUCCAAAGACCAUAAUCAUGGCCACUACUAGUCACCGUCGAGUGGCCAAAGACCCCUUCCGAAUCCACGAAGAUGUCCCCGUUGGCGGGAUCUCAGACGUUAGGAGAACUACUCGGAGUCGAAGCCGAAGCCAAACCCGAAUUCAACGUGCCAACGAAAUAUAUGAAAAUCAUGUCGAUCGCGAUGAGUUAUUGGAAGAGGAUCCUGAAGAUGAAGACGAACAAGAGAACCGAACUGAAGAAGAAGACGGAAAUGAGACCGAUUCCUCCGAAGACACAGACGAUAUCGAUCUGAGUGUCCAGCACGACAUGGAGAAGCUACAAGCUACCUUUCCUAACAUUAAAGACAAAUACCGACUCAUAAAACGAAUUGGCGAAGGAACUUUCUCUACUGUUUAUAAAGCCGAAGACCUCCAAUACCACGAAUACGAGAACGCUUGGGAUAUAGAUGCCGUGGAAAACCAAUGGAGACCUCCACCGCUUAAAGGUGAUUCUCAUUCUCGAACCGAGUCUCACUCUUCCCGAUCCCGCCAAAAACCAAAAUUCGUCGCAAUCAAGAAGAUUUAUGUCACCUCUUCACCCGCCCGAAUCCUCAACGAACUCGAACUUCUCCACGACUUACGAGAUUCCCUUUCAGUAUGUCCUCUUGUUACAGCCUUCCGCCAGGCUGAUCAAGUCCUUGCUAUUCUUCCUUACUUCCGUCACCAAGACUUCCGAAAGUAUUAUCCCCAGAUGAACGUGUACGACAUGCGAGUAUACUUCCGAUCACUCUUCACCGCCUUAGCCGCCGUACACGACAAAGGAAUUAUUCAUCGCGACAUUAAACCCACUAAUUUCCUCUACGAUCCCGAGAAGAAGCGAGGCGUCCUAGUAGACUUUGGUUUGGCAGAACGGGAGGGAUAUGAUACCAAACCGUGUCUUUGCCAUGAAGACCGACAAGUCAGGAAACAAAGAUUACAACAAUCUGUCGCUUUCAACUCAAUUCAAGCCGGCCCGCAACCUGGUUAUCCAGUGAAUGACACCCGACCAUCUCGUCGGGCGAACAGGGCAGGUACUCGUGGAUUUAGAGCUCCCGAGGUGCUGUUCAAGUGUACUGAGCAGACGACCAAGAUUGACAUCUGGUCUGCGGGUGUCAUUCUCCUUACUAUACUCUGCAAACGCUUCCCCUUCUUCAACAGUGCGGACGAUAUCGAGGCUAUGAUAGAGAUUGCUACUAUAUUUGGAUCCAAGCGAAUGAAGCAAGCGGGCCAAUUACAUGGUUGUGUGUUCGAUACCAAUAUUCCCACCAUCGGUGAGAGGGGUUUCAGUUUCGAGAAGAUCAUGCUAUGGAGCACGUGUAGGAGUGACGGCGGCAAAGAUGGGAAACAGAACCAACUCACCGAAGAAGAGAAGGGCGCUAUUGAGUUCUUGUCCAGAUGUAUGGAUUUGGACCCGAUGAGGAGGAUUAGCGCGGAGGAGGCGCUGAAACAUGAAUUCUUACGGGUGGAUCCAGAGGGAGAACCUGAGCCAGAAUUGGAAGACGAUGUGAUGAUGUUAUGAUAACGAUGCAUGGAGUCAUCAUGUCUUAUGGAUAGCUGGCGCUUUGGUGCUUUGGGUGUUGCGACGAGACUCGCAGAUAUGCUAAAUCCACGAUACCUCGAUCUGGGCGGAACGACGCCGUACCCAACUACGCGAAUGAGCACACGAUGCUUUUAGACAGGUCAAAUCCAGAGAACUCGGACAUGGCUCAUCUGAAGAGGCAUCAAGGAUACAUGGUCUAUCUAAGACUAUGAUUCUAUGGUAUAGUGCGACAACAGAAUCACGCACUAUGCAGACUCCCACUUGAUGGGGGAUAAUCGAUAGUAAUACACCCACCCGGAAAGCCUCCUUAAGGGCCUGUAUACUGUGUAUAUACUAUAAUCAAUACAUAAAAGUGCCAAUGAAGCUAUAUUGCUAUCAGUUAUGUGCUAUGGGCUGUUUCAAUUCUGG